This is a messenger RNA of Mucor mucedo, 1409 nucleotides long. Its product is annotated as coproporphyrinogen III oxidase. Gene Ontology annotation, cellular component: cytoplasm. NCBI's taxonomy places the organism in Eukaryota, Fungi, Mucoromycota, Mucoromycetes, Mucorales, Mucoraceae. The record is from RefSeq and is a predicted model, not a curated record. The transcript is spliced from 13 exons. Gene Ontology annotation, biological process: porphyrin-containing compound biosynthetic process. Gene Ontology annotation, molecular function: 4 iron, 4 sulfur cluster binding; coproporphyrinogen oxidase activity. The coding region runs from base 33 to 1382 and encodes 449 amino acids.
UUUUAUUUUUCUUAUUUUCCCUCCCUGUCAAAAUGUUACGCUUAGCUAAUAGAGUCGUUACGCCAAGUCCCCAACAAAAGAGAGGUUUAUAUGAAUCGCACGCAUUCUCAAGUCAAUUGUUUUCAAUCUACAUUCAUUGGCCUUAUUGUGAAAGUAAAUGUACCUAUUGUAAUUUCAACAAGUAUGUCAAUCCGAAAGAGCCUCCCCAUGAUAGACUCGUACAAGCCAUGACCACAGAACUCGAGUAUUUUCUGAAUAAUCCUCGAUAUAAUUUCAAAAACAGACGUUUACAUUCUGUCUAUUUUGGUGGUGGUACUCCCAGUUUGGCAAAGCCAUCUGGUAUCGCAUCCAUAUUAAAGACAAUCGAUAAGCAUGUUGGUUUAAACAAGCAUGUUGAAGUGAGCAUGGAGGCUAAUCCUACCUCGAUAGAAUUGCACAAGUUACAAGGAUUUAAAGAAGCCGGCGUCAAUCGACUGUCACUAGGUAUCCAGUCUUUUAAUAACAAGGAUCUGAAAGUAUUAGGUCGUGAUCAUUCGGGUAUGGACGCAUUAAAGGCUUUAUCCAUGGCCAAAGAGAUCUUUCACAAGGAAAGAGUCACGUUUGAUUUAAUUUAUGCUCGUCCUGGGCAAAACUUACAAGAUUGGAGAAAUGAACUAAAGGCUGCUUUAGAUAUUGCAGGCGAUCAUAUGUCCAUGUAUCAACUCACUUUGGAAAGAAGCACGCCGUUGCAUAAACAGUCUUUAAAAGGACUGAUACCUUCUAUGCCAGACAGCGAUUUAGCUGCUGAUAUGUAUGAAGAAACCGUAAGAAUAGCAAAAGAAUUUGGAUAUGCACAUUAUGAAGUUUCUAGUUAUGCCAAACAUCAAGCUGCUAUCAGUCGUCAUAACUUUUCUUAUUGGCAAGGCAUGGAUUAUUUAGGUAUUGGACCUGGAGCACAUGGUCGUUUGACGGAUUUUGUAGAUCAUCAACGCGUUAGAACAUUUGGGGAAUUUCAUCCAGAGAAAUAUAUGGCACUUUGUGAAGCGGAAGGUGAAGGUAUACGCAAGAUGACACCAUUAUCAGUACAAGAUAUGGCAGAGGAAUUAAUUGUGUUUGGCAUGCGUACACGUAUGGGUAUUCCCAGAUCAAGGUUUUCAGCCAUGACACAAGGAAAGCAAUUAGACGAGUAUCUGGAUAAGGAAGCACUUGAGAUGUUUAUACAGUCGGGAUUUAUAGUGGAUGAAGGAGAAAUCACGGAUGAGAACAGUAAAGAGAUGAAACUCUACGUGCCACAGGAACUUGAAUUCGAAUGGGCUAAAGGUGGUAUUCGUCCUACGGAGGCAGGACUUGAAAGGAUGGAUUAUAUUCUACCUAGAUUAUUAAAAUCCAAAUCAAAUAUUUAAAAAAAAACGUCAUUUUUUAUUAUAGGG